GUUAUUUAUAUCAUGUGUUUUGGUUAACGGGCAAUUUUCGCAAACCCAUCGCGAGAAUUCACAGAAACACGAACCAGUUUAUCAGCAAUACGCAGCUGAUUCAACACAGAAAUCACCAACAACCUCAUGCACGAUGAUAGGAACAACACAUAGCAACAUGGAAUGUUUCUUACAAUGUACAAUGGUGUCAAACAUCCGGUUCCUGUUCAGUCGUGAUUCCGGUACAGAAAGUUGCGCCUGCUGUUAUUUCCCUUUAUCGGGAUCUGUUCUUAAUGGUUCAAAAUGGGAAUUUUUCCUCGAAGUUUCAUCUCCUUCACAAUACAAAGAGUACAAACAUGAUGACGUCACAAUAUGUCUUGGGUACAGCGAGAGUUCCAUGAUUUAUCACGCUACCGCGACUUUCUGUCAAACAGAGGGCGGAGAUCUCGUAAAAGUAGAUUCUCCAGACAAGUUCACCAUCUUAAAAGAGUUUAUAAAGGACACGGCUGCCUUGACGAAAGCCAAAGUGUGGGUCCAAGGAGAAGAAGUAAAUGGGGUGUGGCAGUUUCAUGACGGCAUUCCGUUUGUUGAUAAUUUCUGCCCUCUAUCUGAAUCAAACCAUAUAGGCGAGAACCAUAUGAUGCUCGUUCCCCAUUCCAACUUUUCCUGCUCUGAUAUGCUGGCCGACAGGAGUUACAAUUUUGUUUGUGAAAUCAGCUUCAGAUUCCCUUCUCAGUGACAUUAAAUAAAGCAUGACGUCAGAAUUAAGAUAAAUGUGUAUUGGACACUGUUGGUAAUUCUUUAGUAUUCCUAAGUAGAUCGUUAGAAAUCGAAUGAUCCACUGAAAUCAUUAUUCAUGUACAUUGAUGUACUCCUGGAACAAUUUUUCGUUGGCUCAACGAUCAAUAUCCAUGUCACGUGGUAAUUCCUUGAUUGGUUUUAACCGAUGCGAAAAUUGCACAUGUAUGCCGAACAAUAAUUGUACAGAAAUGAUCUUUUUUGUUAAAUUGUAAUAAAUUGUUUAAAGAAG
Ostrea edulis (European flat oyster) is the source of this 1009-nucleotide messenger RNA. RefSeq lists its product as uncharacterized. The transcript has 3 exons. The coding region runs from base 134 to 718 and encodes 194 amino acids. The record is from RefSeq and is a predicted model, not a curated record. Lineage: Eukaryota; Metazoa; Mollusca; Bivalvia; Ostreida; Ostreidae.